AUGCGCUUCUUCUCCGUCGUUCUGCUGAGCACAUUGCUCACGCUCGUCAAUUGUCAAGCGGACAAGAUCAUCGCGGCCCUCAACAGCACGCAAGCAGCAGUGCAAACCCUGGAUACCAUGGUCGCAGCAUUCAAUGGCGAUCUUCUAGAAGCAGUCAAGAUCCUGCAGCAAGCAUAUGUCAUCGGAAAACAAGUUGAGAAUACGACCGAGAUUGUUGAAGCUUCGCCCACACUCACCGACGAUACGUCUCUGAAGGUUGCGACUUCCGUCCUCGGUCUAGUACCAGUCGUGGAGUCUCUGCUCAAAAAGAUCCAAGCCAAGAAGCCUGCGUUUCAAUCAAUAGUAAUCGGACUGUUUGAUGUCACUGGCCUGGUCACAACAACUUUGACAAAGCAGAAGACGUCAACACUCGCACUCGGCCACAGCAUUGUCACGAAGCUGACUGGCGCGUUCAAGACGGCGGCGCCUGCUAUUAUCGACCAGCUGGAGGCCGACUUCGAUCGAGUGAUAGCUGAUUAUGGGUCGUCGUAA
Pseudocercospora fijiensis CIRAD86 is the source of this 531-nucleotide messenger RNA. RefSeq lists its product as uncharacterized. The record is from RefSeq and is a predicted model, not a curated record. The coding region runs from base 1 to 531 and encodes 176 amino acids. NCBI's taxonomy places the organism in Eukaryota, Fungi, Ascomycota, Dothideomycetes, Mycosphaerellales, Mycosphaerellaceae. Gene Ontology annotation, cellular component: extracellular region. The transcript has 2 exons.